CAGCAGGCAGACGGCCUGACACCGUAUGUUCUGACCAUCAUGAACAUUGUGGCCAAGCUGUACCAAGACCCAUCCAUUGGCAACGCCAUCAGCAUCGUCGUCACCCGUCUGAUCUUCCUCACAGCAGAUGAUCCCAAUGGCAGCUCGCCUCAGAUUCAACCAUCACGCGGACAAGUCGCUGGACAGCUUCUGUCGAUGGCAGGAUCAACUCAACAAACAGUCCGCCGUCAACCACCACGACAACGCCGUCCUUCUCACGAGAUACGAUAUCUGCACAUACAAGAAUGAACCCUGCGGUACUUUAGGACUGGCGCCAGUGGAAGGAAUGUGUGAAAGUGGACGAAGCUGCAACAUCAAUGAAGACAUCGGCCUGGCGUCGGCCUUCAUCAUCGCCCACGAAAUCGGACAUAACUUCGGGAUGCACCACGACGGCGCCGGCAACACGUGCGGCCUGCCGGACUACGAGCCAGCGCGCAUCAUGGCGGCCCGCCUGACCAAAGACACGUCACCCUUCCAGUGGUCGUCCUGCUCCCAGCGAUACGUCACCGACUUUCUGGAUGCUGGGCGAGGAUGGUGUCUGGACAACAUCCCUCUCAAGAGGGAGGCCUACCCCAAGGACUUGCCCGGCGAGCGGCUUGACAUGGACGUCCAGUGCCAGCAUCAGUUCUUCCACCUUUCCAGAGCCUGCAAGUUGAAGAAAGCGUGCCGUGAGCUGUGGUGCGUCAACAGUGCAGGUGAAUGCACGACCAACAGUGUGCCUGCUGCAGAAGGAACGGAGUGCUACAUGUCGCGACACAAGAAGGGGUGGUGUUUCCAGGGGGAGUGUCGCAACCCGCAGUACGAGCCACAGACGGUGGACGGAAGUUGGGGUCAGUGGGGAGCCUGGGGAGAAUGUUCCCGCACCUGCAGCGGGGGAGUAGAAGCCAGUGAGCGAGACUGUGACGACCCAAAGCCUCAAGAUGGAGGACGCUACUGUGUGGGUCAGAGGAAAAGAUACAGAUCGUGUCACGUGACGCCCUGUCCACCAGAGGCCCGAGACUUUCGGGAGGUGCAGUGUUCCAGUUACGACAAGGUUCCAUUUCGCGGCCAUUACUACAAGUGGGUUCCCUACACCGGAGAACAGGCGAAGCCGUGCGCGCUGGUGUGCAUGGCCGAGGGCUACAACUUCUACACGGAGAGGGUCAGCAAGGUCAUCGACGGAACCCGAUGCUACCCCGACAAGCCACACAUUUGUAUCAACGGGGAAUGCAAGUUUGUCGGCUGUGAUGGCUACCUGGGGUCGAGGAAGAAAGAAGAUGUGUGCCGAGUGUGUGACGGCGACAACUCCACCUGUAAAACCGUGUCCGGGAUUUUUGACAAACCUCUGCCCAAUGGAGCUUAUCAAGAGGUGGUGACUAUCCCCAAGGGUGCUGUGUAUGUGCAGAUUUCUGAAGCUUCGUUUUCCACUAACUACCUGGCCCUGAAAGACGUGAAGGACAAAUAUUACAUCAACGGCGACUGGACGAUCGACUGGCCUCGCAAGUUCACGGUGGCGGGAACGGUCUUCCACUACAAGCUGUCCGGACAACGAGCCGGAGUCCUGCAGGCUCUGGGACCGACGUCAGAAGAUCUCGUUGUCAUGAUGCUGCUGCAGGAAGGUAACCGGGGUAUCCAGUACCAGUAUAACCUGCCCAUCAACACUUCAUCCACGCUGCACGACAUCUCCUUGUACACCUGGCGACACUCCCCUUGGUUCCCGUGCACCAAAAGCUGCUCCACAGGAGUAAGCAUAUCGAAAGCUGAGUGUGUCAACAAAUCUGACGGCAGGACAGUGAAUGACACCUACUGUCAUCCUCAGCCCCGGCCCAGGGAUCACAUGAAGCAGUGCAACCAGCAGGCGUGUCCGCCAGAUGACAUGCGCUGUUGUGUCGCCAGGUGGUCUGUGGGCGAGUGGCUGGAGUGCAGCCGCACGUGCGGGGAGGGUGUGAGGACACGCCUGGUUGCCUGCGUGCAGGUGGGCGGGGACGGUGAGCGGGUGGUGCAGGACGAGUCCGAGUGUGAGAAAGGCAGCAAGCCCCCUACCCAGGAGGACUGCCUCCUGCAGCGCUGCCCCGCCAUCUGGCACACCUUCGAGUGGUCCGAGUGUGCGCCGUCUUGCGGACCAGGGGAGAGAACGCGGCGAGUGGUGUGCAUGACGUCAGACAGUGACAGUUACCUGGACGAGCGGCAGUGCGAGGAGUCAGGGGAGGUCAAGCCCGCUGCACGUCAGACCUGCGUCAGCAGACGCUGCCCCCCACCCCAGUGGCGGAAGGGCGAGUGGGGCCAGUGUUCAGUGAGCUGUGGGUCGGGAACCCAGGAGCGUACUGUUCAGUGUCAGUCCUUCAGUGGUGACCCCUGUGACCCUGCCCUCCGACCCCCAGCAGUGAGAGAGUGCCAGAGCAUGUGCAGCGAUGAGGAGGAAAUAGAGAGCAACUGCGAGGACAAGUUCAAGGUAGCCUACUGCCCGCUGGUGUUCAACUUCGGUUACUGCGAGCGGCCAUACUUCCAGACCAUGUGCUGCCAGACCUGCACCAAAGGUGGCGCUCCGCCGUCGAUGCCGGCCACGUCAGUUCGCAAAGGAUGACGGGACAGCACCGAGAGUGUGCCUGGGCCAGGCUGGGAGGAAUGACUCUAGGGCACAAGCUGCAUGGUCGCUCGGCGAGUUUAUUUAUUUUUGUACCAGGCCGCUGAACGCCACGACAUGAGAGACGUCCACAGUCACGUGACUGAGCGUGACACUGAGGACGUAGCUGUCACGCUGUAACAACCCGACUAAGAAUAGAAUUUUAUGCAUAAAUUUGUGCCGAGAGGAAGUCAGAAGAAAUAUUAUGGGAAAAACAUAUUUUUAUAACAGUUUUGGCCGUGAUUUAGUUUUUAAAUUGUGUAGCAGUCGCUGUUUUUCCCACCGAGUGAUUUUUUUUGUGAUUUGAUCUUUUAAGACAUUAAAGUUAGAGGGAGUACCGAAGAAUGCCCUCUGAAGAAAACACUAAACUUGUGGUAACAUGCAAUCACACAUUUUCUCAAAAUAUUUAGCUUAUCGAGUUUUACGAUUGUCAAGACAUAAUUUAAAACAACAGCUUGUCCUCCACUCACCUUGUCAUAUACCAGCAGCAUUUACUACUGAGCUUCCUAACUACUACCUAUCCUCCACCAUCCAAACACAACCGCCAUUAUCAUCGAGAUCCUCCAUUUGGAACAUUUUUAUUUAAUGGCUCCCACACUCGUGUCCAUUGUGAGGUUUCUUUUCAGGUGAGACUUGAAGGCAUGUUGGUUAUGUCAUGGCGGAGACCAGCUCCCCUUCACUAGUUGUUUAUAGUAUGAUGCUGUUGUUUUGACACCUCCUGCCCAGUAAACACGUUCCUCUCAUAUGAACGUAGUGGUCCCUUCAAUUUUGAUAAACUUUAUAUUUAGAUGAUUAUUUCUUUCAUCUAACACAUCAGAGAUGUCAUGCCUCAUAAGAUAAAUCUCGUGAAGGAGGCAUACAACUGUUUACGUGAAACAAAAUUUAUCUCUAAAAAACAAUUUACAUCAAAAAUUAAAAAAAACCAACUCCAUCUAGAUAAGGUGAGACCAUUGCACAGAGGUGACAAGUCACAGAACACAAUCAUGUGUAUGUGUAAGCAGGAAGCAGUUGAUACCUCAUAAAUACCUCAUCACCAGUACUGAGUACCUCAGUGUACAUGUUAUUCGGUUACCUAUGAUUGUUACGUACCAGGCAUUGUAAAAUAUUGAUAUAUACACUCAUAUUUAUAGUGUUUUGUAGGUCAGUGACCUGUGUGUUCACAGAAGACAACAAUUUGUGUUUAAAUAACCAAAGUCUUGAACAGUUGUCUUGGAUGAAGUGGACAUGUACUUGUCUGUUGUUGUUGUUUCCGUUGCUUGUGUCGCAUUGUGUGUUGUACAUGUAGAUGUUGUUGCUGUACACCUUGUUGUAGGUGUAUGUACUGUUUGCCCUCGUCACUAAUUGUAUGAUAUUUGCUUAUCUAGUCGAUGGAGGAGACCUUCCUGCAUUGUUAGAACUGUCAGUUUAUCGAUGUACUGAGUAGAAAUACAUCCAGGAGACUUGUCAAAGUCAGGGAUGGAAACAUAACUUGUUGAAUGGAAUUAACUUUAUCUAGA
Pomacea canaliculata is the source of this 4137-nucleotide messenger RNA. Its product is annotated as A disintegrin and metalloproteinase with thrombospondin motifs 6-like. Gene Ontology annotation, biological process: extracellular matrix organization; proteolysis. The record is from RefSeq and is a predicted model, not a curated record. Bases 128 to 2602 code for a protein of 824 amino acids. Gene Ontology annotation, molecular function: metalloendopeptidase activity. Gene Ontology annotation, cellular component: extracellular matrix. The transcript has 21 exons. Lineage: Eukaryota; Metazoa; Mollusca; Gastropoda; Architaenioglossa; Ampullariidae.